GUGCUUGCUGUCACAUUGUAGAGGUUAUGUUUAAAAUGAGUGUUUAAAGUAUUGAUAACGAAUGUUUAUCACUUAAGAGGCUAGAAAUUUGAUUGCGAUUUUUUAACUUACAUGUUUUAUCUUGAGAUAUCAAGUUGUAUACGCUCAGUAUUCUAACAUAUCGGUUGUGUAUGGCAGUUAUCGCGAGUGAGCAGCUGAACUGUACUGAACCUAGUUGUGUAAUCCUUUUAAUCUCAGCCAUGGUUAUUCGUUAACUUUAAAGUGGCUUCUCUAAGUCAGUUACUGCAAACACGCAGCAGCGUUCACACUUGUUUGGCGCGGAUGUGGUUAAUAUAAUGUCUGCUAACCCAGCGGAUGCUUGUGGUCUACUCGACCAGAGCAUUCCACAGUGGAAGAGAGAGUUGAUAAUACGAAGACGAGCUCUCGGACGAACGCUUCAAGUUGGCAGUAGUUCCGUAAAGCUUACAUGUCCAGCUGUCGUUGCUAUAGUCCGGCAACCUGAGGGAUUGAGUGCAAUUGAUGGUGUUACGAACAAACAACUUUCGUUGCCUGGCGAUGUGUCAUCUUCGUCAUUCAGUUCACUGAACCAAAACUCAGUGGACUUUCACCCUAGUACAUCCUCAGCUGUUGCAGUCCGUAACAUGCGGCUGUUGGAUGCAUCCAACGAAGUGGAUAACCUAGUGUUUAGUGAUGUUGAAGUGAAAAAUAAACAAGGUGAAGUUAAUAGUGAUAUAUGUGUGAACUAUAAUCUAAUUAUGGGUGAAGAUAAAUCAUUUAGUAGUAAAAAGAAAAGAUCUACCUCUAGAUCUAAAUGUGAUCAAAACAACAGCAUUAAAAGACAACAAAAUUUAUUUAUUAAUCAAGUGUCAAGUGGAGGAAUGAAUGGUAAAAGUAAUAAUGAUGAAGAUGGUUUAUCAGAUUCAAGUGAAGAACUUCAGUAUGGACCAGGUAUUGUAAAUAAAUUAAAAACCAAGUAUUUAAGUAUGACUUUACGAGAACAGAAACGGCAAUUAAGACCAUCAAUUAUAAAUUUACGAAGAGCUACAAGUCUUGAAAACAUGUUAGAAGGAGAUGGAAACAUGAAUAAACAAAAUAAGUCAACUGAAGAAACCGGUUUAAAGACUGAAAAUGUGUCUGUAAACAACAAAAGUAAAACUUUUUCAAAUUCUCUUGGGUUAAGCUCUCAUCGAGCAAUGAAAUAUUUAGGAAACCGUUCUCUAGAAACAAUGAAAAGGGCUAGGUCAAUGGAUACAUUAUUAAAAUCUGAAUCAAGAACAAUCCUUAAAAAUAGCUUAGCAAGUGUUGAUAAUAAACAUUUUAUGAACCAAGCCAACGAUUUCUCAAAACCUAUAGCUUCUAUUGUGAAUGAAAAUAUUAUAAUAGUUGAAAAUGUUCCAGUUAGCGUACCUAAUACUGAUAAUUUAAAUGAUUUGAUUCCUUCUAAUGAUUUGUCUAAACAUUUAAAACGAAAUAUAUCUGAUGAAAAAGAAUUACCUCCACCUGAUCUUGUGAAACAAGCAUUGAAAAUAUUUGAAACUUCACCAAAAAAGAGCUUAAAACCUGCAAGCCAAAACAACUUAUCUAAACCUUUAGUGGGAUCAUCUAAUUCUAAUAAUCAAGCUGUUAAUAAUCGAACUACAGAUAAAGGGAAGAAUAAUUUUUCAAAACCCUCACUCUCUCCUAAACCAGUUCUUAGUCCGGAAAGACUGAAACAAAAUAGGACACGUAUGACUGGGUCUCCUAAAAAGAGUCAAAGUAGUAAUGACACUAUUUUGGUCAAUCCUCUCCAAUCAUCAAAAAAUGGUCAACAUAUAACAAAACCACAACUACAUGUGGAUACAACUGAAUCUAUUAGUAAUGUUAAUACAAACAUAUUAGCAAAACCCAGUAAAACAGGAAUUACUUCUCCUAAGGCAAUGAGUCCACGUAGCAUCUCACCUGUUGUUACUGUGUUAUCAAAUAAUGAACAAGGUUCUUCGACGACAGUUGACACUAGAGGUACUUCUAUUAUGGAUUCACAAAAUAUGUUACAAAAUACAGACGAAGUUGAAGAGGUUGAUGGCAGAGAGUUUUCAAAAUCAGUUCCUGAGGGUGCUUUAGAGAACAUCCGAAGAGGAGGAGUUUCAAUGCAGUUUAGCUUUAACAAUGAAAACUCAGUUCAUAAUAAAUCAUACUUACCAAGAUCAAAGAGCCCUGCACAAGCGGUAAACACAUCACUUAUUAAAGACAAACUUGAGAAGUCGCCUCCUGCCAGUAUUGCUCCUUUAAGAUCAUCAAGUUCAACUCAUACUAAGCAAGUUGGCAUAAUUAGACCCCUUGUAACUUCGAAAAUGCAAUCCACUCAUCCAUCUUCUCCACCAUUAACAGAACAAGAAAUUGAAAAAAAUUUGAUAAAUCGUGUUAAAUCCAUAGAACAACCCAUUAGUAAGGUCGUUGUUGCUAUAAAAGCUCAUCCAGAUAAUGUAGUUUUAGGAACAGUGUCACCUGAGACAGUCGCAAAUAAACUUAACGUUACCCAACCGCGUGUGAGUGCUAAUCCUAAAACAAGAACUCAGGGACUAUGGGAUGACAAACAUUGGCAUCAAAAUCAAAAUACAAUUGUGUUUAAUUUUAGUGAUCGCAAGGAAGUACCAGAUUAUAUUGAAAAUGAUGGCUUGAUAUUCAGAGGAAUACGAGACCGACCAAGGCCAGGGGAGGAUGGCAUCAUUCUGCUCGACAGUACCGGCGAAGAGUCCUCCACAGACGUCGAGGAGUUGGAUCCUCCUUCGCCAUGUGAUGUCACAUUCGUAGGCGACAAUGUGCUCAUCAACGGCAAGUCCAAUCUAAAGAAGAGUCCUAAACAAGUCAAGCUGAGGAUUAAAUUCAAUGACGAGGCGACAACAAUGUUUGAGUACCCGUCAGAAGCAUCGUUGGCGGAGGAGGAGACAGUGCAGCAGGAUAAUACAGAUGGAGGCACAAACAGAAGCCAUGCACCACCCUCCCCCAGCCUGCCCCUCGCCCUAGGAGGAACCCUGGGUGCCUACACCCCUCGUAAGAUGGGGACAGGAGAAUGGCAGCUAGGUGUGACACCUCUACAGCAGCCCUCCACCAGUCCUGCGCCCUUACAGCCCCCACCACAGGACCACCUCAAGCCAGCCCCGCCAGAGUCUACGGUGGUGUGGAGUGAGGACACCGCCUCCGAUCUCCUCUUCUAGUUUAUCCCGAACAUUUCCUCAACUGAUUAUUCCUGUAUGUAUUUUAAGAAAUAUUUAAGAGGAAGCUGUACAUUCUGUGUAGAAAGUUCACAUUGUUUAUUUAUUUAUAUGUUUAGGCUCUCAAAUUUAUUUGUUUUCACUCUAAUUCUUCCAACUGUUGAUUUACAUUUAUGUGUUUGUGACAUGGUUCAUAUAAGUUAAUGAACCGUUAAACUUGUCAUCCAUUAAUUCAUUAAAUUUCUGUGUUAUUUGCUAUCACACAUUCUUUAUUCAAAAAUAUCAAUAAUAUAACAGAUCAAAGUAAAUUAGAAUUUUCCAAAGUGUGUUAAAAUUGGAUUAUAUUAAACUAUUUAUGUGAUUGUGAUAUUUAUGUACUGUAUUUAUGUAUGCGCUCAUAUUAUUAUAUUGCUUUUAUUGCUUAUUCAUAUGUAUAACAUUUUGUUAUAACUGGAUAUUGAAUACUACUUCUAAGCAAUCAUUUUUCAUAAUGUAUAGUAUUAACGCUCAAUUAAUUGUAGCUCACUCCUACAGGGGCAAUUCUGUAUUUCUGGUUCUAGUUAAGAAUAUGAGUAAAAGAUUUACUUGAUUUACUUAAGAAUAUGAGUAAAAGUAACAAUAUUAAUGUAGAAUAAAAUCAUAUUUGGUGUGUCUUAAUGAAAUUAAUUGGUGUGGGCUAUUUCUAUUCCAAUUCCUCUUAAAAAAAUUUACCUUCUAUUUUAUGAUAUGUUAAAUUCAAUGAAAACUUAAUUGGUUAUUUUAAGGAUGGUGUUACUCAAGGUUUACAUUAAUCUUUGAGAAACAGGUGCAAAUAAAACUUGUGUUCCUAUCUCCAUAGUGAGAAGCUCAAAAAAGUUGAUUUUUAUUUUUAUCAGCCUAUUGUCUUGCCAGGUGUUUUUUUAGAACAAUGUAUUGUAUGAUUAUAGGAUUAUUUACGUUAAUAGUUUAUAAAACAUUCCUAGUCCUAAACUUGAACUAUAUAGUAGAUUUUCAAUUAGUUAAAUGUUGAGUGAUGUGUUGCAUUUAAUACGCUCAUAAGCUAUGCAUGUCAGUUUUGUAUGUUAUAUAGUGAAUAUUCAAUAUUUAUAAACAAUUAAUUGCUGCAUCUUGUACUGCUUUUAUUUGCUGUAAAGAACUUAACUGUACAAUAAAUUAAGUCUGAUAGUAGACUGAUAAGAAUGUUCUGCUGUAUAAGACAUAGUUAAAAAAAAAACUAUUUCUUGCAUAAAACAAAAACUUAAAUGACCAAGACAAUAUGAAACUGUAAUUACCUGAGAAAAAUAAAUUACAAACAUUAUUACUAAUAUAAUAAUUCAAAUUCUCUAUUAUAUACUUUGUAAUACUAAAAGGUCUGGAAGGUCUAUAAUAGAAGAUUCUUUUUUACAACCUAUUGUUCAAGUGAAUAUAAGUGGAUGGAACAUGAUAAUCUGUAUUUUUGUAAUUUGUUGUGUCUUAUAUAUAAAUAAGUGUCAGAGUUGCAAUCAAA
This is a messenger RNA of Homalodisca vitripennis (glassy-winged sharpshooter), 4677 nucleotides long. It is a transcript of the gene bif, whose product is annotated as nucleoporin nup124. Gene Ontology annotation, cellular component: nuclear membrane; rough endoplasmic reticulum membrane. NCBI's taxonomy places the organism in Eukaryota, Metazoa, Arthropoda, Insecta, Hemiptera, Cicadellidae. Gene Ontology annotation, molecular function: microtubule binding. The record is from RefSeq and is a predicted model, not a curated record. Gene Ontology annotation, biological process: chemotaxis; neuronal signal transduction.